Mercenaria mercenaria is the source of this 1422-nucleotide messenger RNA. RefSeq lists its product as uncharacterized. Gene Ontology annotation, molecular function: aspartic-type endopeptidase activity. Lineage: Eukaryota; Metazoa; Mollusca; Bivalvia; Venerida; Veneridae. The transcript has a single exon. The record is from RefSeq and is a predicted model, not a curated record. The coding region runs from base 1 to 1422 and encodes 473 amino acids. Gene Ontology annotation, biological process: proteolysis.
AUGGCGAAAUUAUCACCUCCAGAAAAUUACGAUUUUAUGAACCCGAGCAAAUGGAAUGAGUGGAAACAAAGAUUUUCAUUCUAUCGAACUGCAUCAAAACUGCAUAAGGAUGAUGGAGAGAUCCAGGUGGCUACAUUAAUUUAUACAAUGGGUCAAAAUGCAGACAAUUUGUUGAAAUCCUUCAAUCUAUCAGCUGAUGAUAGCAAGAAAUUUGAACAAGUUCUGGACGAAUUUGAUAAACAUUUCAAUCCAAAGAAAAAUGUUAUACAUGAACGUGCGAAAUUUCAUUCAAGACGACAAAAUCAAGGAGAUACCGCUGAGUCAUUCAUACGAUCACUUUACGAAUUGUUUGAAAAUUGUGCGUUUCCAGGAGACACCAAAAAUGAGCAAAUAAGGGACAAAAUUGUGAUUGGAAUAUUAGAUACAAAUUUAUCUGAGAAAAUGCAAUUAGAAUCAGAACUCACACUUGAAAAGGCAGUUCAAAUGGCUAGACAAAGUGAAAUCGUAAAAGGACAGGUCAAAGCUCAGCACGAUAAAGAACGAGGGUCAGCGGACGAGGUCAGCCACGGAGCCAGACCAAAACAGCCUUUGGGAGAAUAUCGGGCGCCGAAGCAAAAUCCAGCAAAAAAGAAACAACAUAGGACACCAAUGCCUAAAGGACAAAAACAAUGUACUAGGUGUAACCGGAUGCAUAUUCAGGGAAAAUGUCCCGCAAAAGGGAAAAACUGUCGCAAAUGUGGAAAGAUGGAUCAUUUCUCUGUGUGCUGCAGAACUAAAACACUAAAUGAACUUGCAGAAGAAAGUGAUUAUCUGGGAACAAUAGAAACAGGAGAUGGUCAAUGGAGAGCCAAACUAAAGGUGAGACAUUUGUUAGUCUGUUUUAAGAUAGACACUGGGGCUGAUGUAACGGUGAUACCUGAAACUGUAUACUUGUCUCUAGGGAGUCCAAAAUUAAAGAAAACAAACAAAAACCUGUUUGGCCCUGGAAAUAAGAAAUUGAAUGUCUUAGGUUCUUUUACCGAAACGUUAUCAAGUCAAAACAAGUACUCAGUAGAAGAAAUAUAUGUCGUGCGUGGCAUUGAUCGUAGUCUAUUGGGUAGACCUGCAAUUAUCGGUUUAAAUUUGGUCAAGCUUAAUAUUGAUGAAGUUACUUCGGUAGAUUCUAUUAAGCGCACCCAUCCUAGAUUGUUUAGGGAGCUAGGACAGUUAGAUGGAGAAUACCGUAUUUCCCUUAAUGAAGGAGUGAAACCGUUUGCUCUAGCGGUACCGCGGCGCGUACCUAUUCCAUUGCUUCCAAAAGUAAAAGCUGAACUUGAAAGAAUGGAAAAGUCGGGUGUCAUUUUCAAGGUUGAUCAAAGCACUGACUGGUGUGCAGGCAUAGUCUGUGUACAAAAAGCGAUUCUAAGGUUCGUAUAUGCGUAG